AUGGCCGAUUUGCAAGAGCUGUUCUCGCGACUCAAAGCCCAAGGUCCAAACGAUCCAGCAACUCCAGCUCAGCAGCAACAGAACAACGCACAGAGCGGCAUUUGGGCAUCGUCGCCUCUCCCAACACCACAUCAACCGCCAUCGGUGUCCUCACCGCAAUACACACCACAAGUAUCCACGCCCGACCCUCGCCACGCAUCGAAUGUCAUCAGCCCGGUCAAUCCAUCCUCACACGUCGGAACGCCAAAUCCAGAUCUCAACCGUACCAGCAACCUGCUGAACCUCCUCAAGUUCAGCAGCCAGCCUGGGCAGAAGGAGCAGAAGGAGCAGACGGGAGCUAUGGGUGCACUUCACAAUGCUCGCCAGUCGGUGCACCUUCCCACCACUGUGCAAGCUCGUGAUAGCGUGCACUCUCGCGGCGAGGCUCGACCGCUGUCUGCUGCCGACCUCAUGAAUAGUAUUCAGCGCUCAUCCUCAGGCAGUAUCAUGACCAGCUCAGCAAUGGCUGGCGCGGGGGCUGAGCGACCAGACAUGUCUCGCUCCGCUGCCAACUCGAGCACCAACCAGCAGGACUUCCUGCUCAAUCUUCUUAAGCCGAAGACAGCAUCACCUGCCGUUGAGCAAGCACCACAGAGAUCACUCAGCCACCAACCUGACGUCGACAACAUGGCCAGAGAGUUUGCGCAGGCCUCGAUUGCUACCAAGCAGCCUCACUCAAGCGAAGCCACGCCAGUCCACCAGUUUGGUAGCCCUGCCACGACACCUUUCGCAGCUCCACUGUCCACCAAGUCAUCCAUGUUCAGCUACGUCAAUCCGUUCGAUCAACUACAUUCGAGCUCGCCACUCAACAAGUCGCGACCGGAAGAGCAGGCAAACCAGCCCAAGAAGAUCGAGAUUCUCAAGCACGAUCGGAGUACCUCUGGAGCUAGGAACGGCGAGUCUCCGGCGCAUAAGAGCAGAAGAGUCGAAAGCGUGCGCACUGCUUCGGCACUGUCGGACAAUAGGAGUGGACAGAGCGUGUCGCAAGCUCUCGAAGGUGUCGGUGAGCAGGUUGACAAGCAGGUUGAGCAGGCUCUUGCAGACGCCGACCUCAAGGCACCCUCCACCAAGACCGCUACCGACGAUGAACUGGUCGUUAAGAAAGAUCCAAUUCCAGCUGCAGAUGACGACGUGGAGUCGAAUUGGGAGUCGUCCGAGGACACGCACAAGGAGGACGGCAAGGUCGAAGUGUACAACUUCCCUAUGAAACCGUUUGUUUCGCUUCAGAUCAAGCCGCUGAAAUCUGUACGACCGAUCCGUCAAGACAACUUCAUGGUCAUCGCGCAGUUGAAGAAGGAAUUCGACCAGAUCGACCGCUCGCUCGUCACUGCUAGCCAGACUCACAUCGUCUACGCGCAGGUUGCCACGAAGAAAGACAACGGCGGAUUCAGAAUCAUCCGCCAAGACUCUGGCGAUCACAAGCAGGUGUUCAGAUCUAGCGGCGAGCGCAUCUUCAGUGUUCAGCUCUGCACUUCUCCGGUAAAUGGAUACGACGUCGAGACUGUGCUUGGUACUGGAGUCAAUGGAUCUGUUUUCUGGACCUCCCUUAACAAGUCGCGAGCCGAGCUCUUCCCAGACGACGAUGUCGAUGCGAAUGGCUUCAUCAUGCCUUCAGUUGCCACCGCGGAAGAGAACACCUCGGGAUCGCCGUUUAAGACACGCGCGAAGGUGAGCUCACGACACCCGGAGUACUUCGCAAUCGCACGCGGAAAGAACAUCUUCAUUAUCGCACCAAAUACCGCCAAGGACGCUGCUUACUGUGACCCUGGAUCGCGCAAGGUUAACAGCGAAAAGUAUUUCGGACAUCGCAGUUUCAAGAUCAACACUGGCAAGGCUGGCAAAGACUUCUGCUUUUCAGAAGACGACACUGUCAUUGCAAGCCUCGACAAGAACGGUCGCUUCAAGUUUUGGGACAUCCGCAAUCUCCUCAGCAGCGCCAUGGACACCACUGCAGGCAAGCACGAUCCAGUCGACUUGCGCGAACCACUGUGGCAGAUGAAUGCCGCAGCGUCUGGCAGCAAGCCGGACGAAAAGCCUUCCGUCUCGUCGAUCAUGUUCUUGGACAAGGAGCGACCAGUUGUGAAGGGUAGCGCCAUGCGAUAUGUGAUCAUCGGCUUCAAGCAAAACCACAUUCUUCAGCUUUGGGAUCUCGGGCUCGGCAAAGCCGUGCAGGAGAUCCGCUUGCCACAUGAGAAGGAUAGCGAUGGCAUCUGCAGCAUAAGCUACCACUCAAAGACCGGCAUCAUCGCAGUCGCCCACCCGACUCGGAAUUCGAUCUACUUUAUCCACCUUAGUGCGCCUAAGUAUAACAUACCGCACAUGGAGCAGGCAAAGUACAUCGCUAUGCUGGCUCGCUCAGACCCUGCUUUACCGAAGCCAGAGAGCACUGCAAUUAUGAGUGGACUUAGGGAGUUCUCUUUCGCCAAAGCAGGCCAGCUUCGCAGCAUCGACAUGCUUAAGACUCCUGUCGAGAACGCGAGCGAGAAGAACACUGCCGGAGAGACACUGUUUGAGCUCUACGUCAUGCACUCGAAGGGUGUUGUUGGCGUAAGCAUCAAGCGAGAGGAUCUGGGCUGGGAUGAGAAUAGCAAGAUGCUCAAUCCGAAAGAUGCACUUAAGGAGGGCGUGAUCGAUGUCACCGAUCUGCUCCAACCGGCAAAGCUACCGGUAGGCAGCGAGCCAUCAAGCAGUGCAGAUACCCUGACCAAGCAGAGCUCCAAGGCGCCAGCGCCGAAGAAACAUGAGACGCCUAAGGAGCCAUCUCCGGCGAAGGACAUCAAGAAGGAGCCACGCAAGACGCCCACCCCUGCUCCCCCUGCCAACGGCACACCUCGCAUGCUGUCGCCAGAGCCGCCGAACAAGCCUUUGCCACAGAUCCCCACCAAUCCGCCAUUGAUGACGCCAGAUUCUUACUCGCUUGCUUCUGCGCGUGCUAAGUCCUCCGCCAGCAAUCGAUCACUCGAAAAGGUCAUCGUAUCACCACAGGCCGCUGCCGCGCAAGCUGCCACACAGACAGCGGUCACCGGCGACCAGACUGAGUAUCACGCUUCGCUGAGCAAGCACUUCGAGCAGCUCUACGCUCGUAUUGAAUCUGACAAGCGGGUUCAGGAUGCCGCGGCUGGGGCCAAGCAAGAUGCACUUCUGCGACUUGUGUCAUCCACGCUUACUGAGAACGUGGACCGGAGCCUCAGCAGCAUCAUUGCUAACCGCAUCGAGAGCGAUGUCAUUCCUACCCUGACCGAUGUCACCAGUCGAGUCUGUGACCGAAAGAUCGCCGAGCUCCUACCACAACAGCUCAACGCCAGCGUCGCCACCGCCAUGAAAGCAUCGUUGUCCAACACAUUGCAGCAAGCACUCAGGGACAAGGAGGUCCACAAGGCUAUCUCUGAGAUUACUGCCAACCACGUUGCUCAGAGAGUGCAACAGCAAGUCUCAGUGAUGCUACAACAACAGCUGCCGGAGAUGACUACGCAAGCCGCUCAGCGGAUGGUAGGUGACCUCGAGAACCGAUUCGCUCAAUAUCAGCAAACGUCGGAGGCCCAACGUAAGCAGGAUGGUGUCAAGAUCGACGAACUGUCAACUGUUGUUCGCAGCCUCUCUGCUACUCUGCAGAACAUGGCCACAAGUCAGACUGCUUUCCAAGAGCAGAUUCUGAAGAUGCAACGUGAUGGCCGUGGCACACCAUCGGCUUCAUCUGCUGCACUCACUGCGCCGGAGCCACCACCAGAGGCCGAAGACGAGGACGUCACACGUAUGACACAGAUGCUCAUGGAUGGCAAGUUUGAAGAAGCCACUAUCCAGUGGAUCUCGUCCGAUCGACAAGCCGACAUCUUCGACAAGCUCUUCGUGCGUGUCAAACCCAGCUACUUGCAGUCAUUAUCCCCACUGGUAGCACUUACCGUCUCUGCGGCCAUCACAUCGAGCUUCGACACUUACAUCAAUGAACGCCUUGAUUGGCUCGAGCGGGUACUGCAGCAAGUCAACGUGCAGGACGCCGACAUCAUGGACGUCGCACCGAAGAUUAUGGACGUGCUUUCGCAGCGUCUGCAGGGCGCAUAUAUGGCUAUCUCAGAGGAGAGACCUAGCGAUCCACUUCUCAAGAAGAUCAGCAACAUCAAUCGGUCGGUACAGGAGGUGCGCAGAAUUGCAUCAUGACUAGAGGCUGCGGAUAGGAGGGGCAUGGGCAUGAUUGUGCUGUGAAAGCGCUUCCGUACACAGCAUACCUUCCACGCACGCUACUUCUCGGUGCGCCUUGCGCAUACCACACUUUCACUCAGAGUGAGGGGCUAGAGCUGCGAGACCUUGGCUGAUGUUCCUUGGGCUGCCGAUGAAAAGGAAAGGCAUUUGGAACGGCGUUCAGAGAUGCCGGUCUGACGUACAGACAGACCGUAACAGCAUUCGUUCGUCGAGGGGGCAGACACAUGCAUGACUGCAAAUCAUGACGAUGGAUGACACCAAUGUGACUUGUCUUUACAUACCAUACCAUACCCCUGUACCAAUGCUACAGCAGUACAAGCAUUUAC
This is a messenger RNA of Pseudocercospora fijiensis CIRAD86, 4562 nucleotides long. RefSeq lists its product as uncharacterized. Bases 1 to 4194 code for a protein of 1397 amino acids. Gene Ontology annotation, molecular function: protein binding. NCBI's taxonomy places the organism in Eukaryota, Fungi, Ascomycota, Dothideomycetes, Mycosphaerellales, Mycosphaerellaceae. The transcript is spliced from 2 exons. Gene Ontology annotation, cellular component: P-body. Gene Ontology annotation, biological process: deadenylation-independent decapping of nuclear-transcribed mRNA. The record is from RefSeq and is a predicted model, not a curated record.